Molecule: messenger RNA, 645 nt
Organism: Penicillium oxalicum
Lineage: Eukaryota; Fungi; Ascomycota; Eurotiomycetes; Eurotiales; Aspergillaceae
Exons: 2
Coding region: 1-645 (214 amino acids)
Source: RefSeq, a predicted model, not a curated record
AUGCACUUCACCAAGUCUCUCAUCGUCCUCACCGCGGCUCUUUUGCCCUCGGCCUUUGCGGCUCUGCAGGCCGCCGAGCCUUCUCCCUCGGUGACCAGCACCAUCACUCUGGUGCCCUCUGGCUACACGUCCACCUCGUCAACUCCGAUUUCGACCCCAUCUUCCACGUCGACUUCUUCCAGCUUGACCAGCUCGACUGUCGUGUCGACCUCGAGCUCUACCUCGACUUCGGUUCUGCCCUCGUGGACCCCCAAGCCCACCAGCAUCCCCCACGGCUCCAGCUCCAUGUCCCGUGUCCCUCACUCAACUCCGCUGAUCAUGAGCACCUCGACCUACGUCCAGACCAACACCGUCGGAGCUACCGAUGCCGCUUCCGCGGCAACCGCCUCUCCCACCCACAACAGCGCUUCCAUGCACCAGGUCUCGGGCGCCAUGGCUGCCGGUGUUGUCGCCAUUGCUGAGCGAGUCCCCCUCUCCCCUUAUACGGCUAUUGGAGACACUUCUCGCAGUCUUCAAAAAAACAACAACACAUGUCCGGAACGACUCGGUCCUGGGGAUCCGGAGCGCAGCCAAGUCGCUGCUGCUUACCUUUCAAACUUCCACUCGAUCGUCAUCUUGACUGGUGAGGAGACGCGUGAGGCUUGA